Molecule: messenger RNA, 1131 nt
Organism: Olea europaea var. sylvestris
Lineage: Eukaryota; Viridiplantae; Streptophyta; Magnoliopsida; Lamiales; Oleaceae
Product: protein TIC 21, chloroplastic-like
Exons: 4
Coding region: 66-929 (287 amino acids)
Source: RefSeq, a predicted model, not a curated record
AGGAGAUGCUAUAAUGAAUUUAAAAGCUAUUCUUUGCUUCACGGGCCUGUUUAUUCUUUAAAGCUAUGCAGACUCUACUCUUGCCGGCAGCUCGCUCCGGCGUCGCACCACCAGCUCCACCGUUCACGGCGAGGAUAGCAAAGACUCUGCCUUCCUAUCUCCACCACCCAUUGAUUUCCUCUAACGCCACGCCUAACCUUCAUUCAUCUCUCUCUUCAGUAAAAUCACUCCAAUUUUUAUCUUCACCUUGCUUGAUUCUCAAAAAUCAUGACAGGAAAACCAAUGCUUCCUCCCCCAUUUCUGCAGAGUUUAGUUCUCCCAGUGACGAUUCUGAAAAGGUCAAACUCGCUCAGGUUUCAAAGAGAUUAGAGAGCACAUCUAGGUAUUUCAAGAGACUGGGAGGUUUAGGAUUUUGGGGACAGUUAGUUUGCACGGUUGUUGCUGCUGUAAUCCUUUCAUUUUCAGUCAUCGUUACUGGGAAGAUUACAUCACCAGCUACCUUUUAUGCAACUGCUGGUGGCAUUGCAGCUGCUUUCGUCUCUGUCUUCUGGUCAUUUGGCUAUAUUCGUUUAUCUGAUAAGCUUCGGAAAACAGCUAACGAUCCUUCAAAGGCUCCUCCUCGUGCAGAUGUUGUAAGAAGCCUGAAGAACGGAAUAGUAGUAAACCUGUUGGGAAUGGGCGCUGCUAUACUCGGUAUGCAAGCAACUGUUGGUUUGUUGGUUGCUAAAGCUCUUACAACCUCGGCCAAUCCUUAUUACCAGGGUCUCUCUGCUGGGAAUAGUCCUGUUCUUGCCUUGGAUGUGUUCUUGGUGCAGGCAUCUGCAAAUACUAUCCUCUCACAUUUUUUAGGUCUAGUGUUCUCUUUGGAGCUACUGCGUUCAGUGACAUUACCACCUUCAGAAAAUGUUCCAGUAUUCAAGACUGCAUGAGCUUUAUGUGCAGGCUGAGUGAAAGUACUUCCGGAAAUUUGAUGAGAAAAAGAUAUUGGAUACACGGGCUUGGAAUAUUGUUUGUGAGAUGUGUUGAACCUAAUUAUGCACUUUCUUUAAUUAUGUAACAAUACUCUUCUUGAUGCAAUUCCAAGGCAGAGCUGAGUUAUUGUACUCAAUCAAUCAAGCUUUGAAAAAUGAA